UUUUUUUUUUGUUUCUUUCUCUCUUUGGUUUAUACAAACAAAAUCUCAAUUAAAAGCAUGAGCUUUUCUGAUCAAGAUAAUGACUUUCUUGACCAAACUUCUUUAGAUGAAUACCAAGAAUCUGAAGUUUUGGAUACAAUGUUUGCACAAGAACCUUUCCGUUCUUAUCAUCAGGUUGACUAUUCAGUGAAAACAGUGGAUGAACUAGCAAAGAUGCAAACAAUAGCAAUUAAUCAUGUAUCAAGUUUAAUUGAGUUAAACAAGGAUGAUACACUUUUAUUAUUAGGCUAUUUUAAAUGGAAUAAAGAAAAACUGGUCGAAAGCUACCUGACUUCUUCGGAGAAAACGCUACAUGAGGCUGGUAUAUCCCUUUCCAAGACAAACAUUGAAAACGAUACUUCCAUAUGUGACAUCUGUUUUGAUCAAGAUUCGGUUAGCCAUAAGAUGAGUAUAGCUUGUGGUCAUCUAUUUUGCCAGACAUGCUAUGCAUAUUAUGUAAAUGAAAAGAUAAAAUCAAGCUUAAGCCCAUUUGUCGCAUGUCCUCAAGAUGGUUGUCAAUUAUUUGUUCGUGAGACAGUUUUAAAGUCUUUAUUAAAUUCAGCCAUGAAAAUAAGAUACCAACAUCUGUUGACUCAAAAGUUUGUGGAUAACAACCCAUUCUUAAAAUGGUGUCCUGCACCCGAAUGUGAAUUUGCCAUUGAAUGUCAUGUAUCUUCCAGGAAUCUGGAUUUCAUUGUCCCCACUGUGCGUUGUCGAUGUGGAUACCUUGUGUGCUUUGGUUGUGGACUAGAAGGUCAUCAGCCUACGCUAUGCGCAUUGGUCAAGAAAUGGUUAUUGAAAUGUAAAGAAGAUACCGAGACUGCUAAAUGGAUCUCUGAUAACACAAAAGAGUGCGGCCAAUGCUUCGCAACUAUUGAAAAAAAUGGAGGUUGUAACCAUAUGACAUGUAAAAAGUGUCAGUAUCAGUUUUGCUGGUUAUGUUUGAAGAACUGGUCUAGUCAUCAAAACUCAUACCAGUGUAAUCGUUUUGCAGGAGAGCAAAACAAAGUCCAUUCAGAAUCAAAAAGUAGUAUUGAACGCUAUCUACAUUAUUUUACGCGUUAUACAAAUCAUGAAGAAUCAGCAAAAUUACAGCGCGUUUUAUAUGCCAAAACAGAGAAAAUCAUGGUUCAAAUGCAACAAACAAAUGAUCUGUCCUGGAUUGAAGUCCAGUUUCUUAAGCGUGCAGUAGAUAUUGCCUUUGAAAGUCGAUCGACUUUAAAAUGGACUUAUGCAUUUGCUUUUUAUUUACAAAAAUCAAACGAAACCACACUGUUUGAAGACAAUCAACGCGAUCUUGAAAUGGCCACUGAACAAUUAUCUGAAUUACUGGAAAACCCUUUACAGAAAUCAGACAUUGCUUCAUUACGUCAAAACGUACUUGAUAAAUCUGUCUAUGUCACUCAAAGACAACAAACUCUGUUGAGUGAUACUGCAAAGGGUUUACAAGAAGGUAGAUGGCUUUUCAAUGUGGACAUUUACUCUUAAGAAACAUAUUAAAAAUUUUGUUCUGAGAAUCCUUUAUAGCUCGGGUGUUGAUGAAUUAUAUGGAAUUUCAGGAUGAUUUCUUUAUCAACUGCAUAACUAUCAAACAAAGCAUGAUUUAUAUUCCAUCAUUUUGUCUAUACAACAUAUUUCUUUUGUCAUUAUAUAUAUAUUUUUUUUAGAAACUAUCUGACCAACGAUCUGUAUUAUGUCUUUUUUUCUCUUUUCCUAUGCAUGCAUGAGAAUAAUGCAAUUCAAUGUAACCGAAUAUUCAAACAAUAAACCGGAAUAUGACAUUAUUACUAUUCCGACUAUAGUAUCAAAUACGUACAUAAUUUGUGUGUGUAUGCAUCUAGAAUUACGGAAAGCAAGUCGGCCA
Gilbertella persicaria is the source of this 1903-nucleotide messenger RNA. RefSeq lists its product as uncharacterized. Lineage: Eukaryota; Fungi; Mucoromycota; Mucoromycetes; Mucorales; Choanephoraceae. The transcript has 7 exons. Gene Ontology annotation, biological process: protein polyubiquitination; positive regulation of proteasomal ubiquitin-dependent protein catabolic process; ubiquitin-dependent protein catabolic process. Gene Ontology annotation, molecular function: ubiquitin conjugating enzyme binding; zinc ion binding; ubiquitin protein ligase activity. Gene Ontology annotation, cellular component: ubiquitin ligase complex; cytoplasm. Bases 58 to 1527 code for a protein of 489 amino acids. The record is from RefSeq and is a predicted model, not a curated record.